AGGGGCAAAGGGGGUAAAAGGAGGGCAAGAGAGUGAAGAAAGGAAGGAAGGAAGGAAAGAGGGGGCGGCGAAAGCAGAGCUGUGAUGCAGGCAGUGAAUCACAUGAGCAGAGAUCUGUUUACAAACCGAGAGCUGGAGAUGAGAAGUGGAGAACAGAGACGAGGGAGGAGAGUGAACGUGAGAGGAGCCUGGAUCAGAAUUAAGAUUAGCGCCGUUGUCUUCCUGUGUUACCAACCCCGCGCCGUGGGUUCUGCGUAUGGAGCAGGGAGGCAGAUGGAGGCGCUGCCAUCGACUUUCCACGGGAGAACCUGCCCGGAUAACAGAGAAAUUCAUCCGUGUCGUUUUCCUUUGUCUCUCCACAGCAGGAAUUUGAAGCCAUUGAUAAAAAGAGUGACACAGGGAUAUAACAGUGACUUGGGAUUGCAUCCGUGACUCCACGUAGGUUUCUUUGUCACCCACUGAAGAUACAAAGGCGGAUCUGACAGUCGAUGGGAGUGUUUAGUGGAUGUUUCCUUUGGGUUUCAGACUAAGUAAACCUGUUUUCAGUUACCAAACCCAGAGAACUUGUUGAGAAACCCAAAACUUUCCCCGGCUGAGUGCCGAUCGACCAUUCACAUGUUAUUGGAUGCAUCCGGCUCACUGGUGUCACGGGUGUUUGUGUGACUUUGAACUGCAGGAAUUCGUCCCUGACUGCAACAUGACAAGCGAAAGUCUCUUCAACCUGCCGCUUAAUAUUUACAUCAUCAUCCUGGGCAUCGGCCUCUUCACCCUCAUGCUCAGCCUCAUCUUCUGCUGCUACUUGUUCAGAUUAAGAAGACAAGGUACAAGAGACCAUUAUGGCUACAGUGAGGUAGUUCUAAAAGGAGCGGGAAAGAAAAUGAGUCUUCUUGGUCAAACAUGUGCAGUAUGUUUGGAAGAGUUUCGCAGCAGGGAUGAGCUUGGAGUGUGUCCGUGUUCCCACGCUUUUCAUAAGAAAUGUCUGCUGAAAUGGUUAGAAAUCCGGAAUGUGUGUCCGAUGUGUAACAAGUCAGUUUGUCGAAUCCAGCAUGACCCCCAACAAACACCCGAGCAGCCACAGAGUCUCUCGGAAGUCUGAUAAAGGAGCCCUACCCAGCAAUGCAGAGCGCUCUCCGUUCAGCUGAACUCUGACACAGUUUUAGUUUUUUUUCUUUUUAAAAAUUUAAAUAUUUUUUUGAGGCAGAGUUACUCUUGCAGAAAUGUUAAAAUAAACAUUGUUGUGAUCAGAAGAACAUUUUUGGAAAAAUGCAUGAAGGGGACACUUAGACACAAGGUAAUGGUAACAACAUCUUAACGUGGGGUUUGUAAAUCAAAGUAAGAACGCUUAAUGUUGAAUAUCUUGUGCUCAAGUUGGUUGAAAGUCAACUUCAGGUCGUGAAUUGAAAUAUACUUUUUUCAGAUUUUCCAGACUGAUUGGUAACACCAUAAUAUCCUGGAUUUUGUGCAAACAAAAAACUACAAUGGUGCAACGAAAAGACAAGGCUUUAUGUACAAGGCAGCCAUAUUGAUUAAAACUUAGUAAGCUAGCUAAGAAAGUUCAUGUGACUUUGAACUCAACUUGAAUGCUACCAUUCUCAGUACAUAGGCCCAUGCUAAUGCUAAGUGCCUUAAAGUCAUGUAACCAUGUACUAAUAGGUUUUUAGCAUUAUAUUUCAACCUGUUCAGUGCCAGCAGAGAAGUGAAGUGACCUAACCAAGACGUAGACUAUGUAUUCAGGGCUAGUGGUAUCAAAAAAAGUGGUUUUCUGAAGAAAUUUGCCUCCAAAUUAUUUGCGUAAAAUCUACUCAUUAAUUGGGAAGCUGAGAAAGCUAGAAGCAAUGCUACGUGACACUCUAUUGGCUGGUGUUUGGGAAACAGCCAAUUGAGGAGCUCCAUACAUUUUCCUUAUCGCUGAUUGGCUGAACCCAUAAGGACAAUAGGGGUGUUAGCUCCUGCUGUAGUGCUACAACGGUUUUCGUUUUUAUAUUAAUGCAGGUUAGAAAAUAGAUAGUUUGAAUUGUUAUAAUUAGCAGUUGCAAGCAUUUUAGAGGGGUUCUUAAGUAUUCAGUAUUUUAGCUCUUAGCGCUUGGUUACAUUCGCUAACCUCUGGAAAUGCCGAGAGCCCACUGUAUAAAGUUGAGUUGUUUACUGGUUGUUAAUGUCUUUUAUGUGGGAAUUUUUAUGUGAAUUCAAUAAGACAAAGUUCAAACCACACGAUUCUUUACAACAAAACAUUGUCAAGGUGUAACAGACACAGAAAAGAGUCAAUCGGGCUUACCAUAGUACACACAGACUGAAUUGAUAUCUCUCUAGCAUAGAAACUAGCCGUCAACGCGCCCGCCACAUUGUGAGUGGCGUCUUCUUGUUGGAUUUACUGGCGGUUGGCAACAAACCUUUAGGAGCUUUACCGCCACUUAUUGGUAUGGAGUGUGAUUCAUGAUGGUCUAUUAUGAAGUUAUUAUGUUAUUAUGAAGAUGCGAAACAGUGUUAAGAGGUUCUGUACCUCAGUGUAUGCAAACUUUGUUUAUGUUUUUUCUUAGACCAUCAAAGGUAAAACAGAAAGACCUUGAGUUGUUAACUUGAAUUUAAAAAAUGGCACAGAACUACCCUCUUUCUUACAUUUAAAAAAUGCCACUCACAAAAUGGCAGUGGAAAAACUGACUGGUGCAGGAUCCAUUUUCAAGCAGCAUCCACUCUUCCAUUGCUUAUAAGUGACUUCCUCUGACUUUAAAACGGUUUGGAUCUGUUAGAAAUUGUGCUAUCCAGUUGUGAAUGUUCCCAGAUGAUGUUUUGUAGUGAAAUUGAUCAUUUCUGCCUCAGAGAAAUGUUUUCAUGUCAAAUGCUCCCCAUAGACUUCACCUUGUGAAAAUGGUGUCCUUUUUCUCUCUCUUUUUUUUAUCAGCAAGACUUUAAUCAAAUGAAGACUUGGGAAAAAGGGGGCAGGGGAUUAAGCCCACUAAACACCAACACAGAAAGAAUCAGAACUCUGUUUUGGUCCAUGUUCUCUCAAAACUGAAAUGAAGGUUUCCACAGGUUUUCUUAAAUAAGAAGAAAAUCCACACUGGGUUUUUUAAAUUUAAAUAACGUGGCAAUUACAAACAGCUAAUUAUAUCAAAAUGACAAAGAUUAUGAGCUCUGUUAUAAGCUACUCUGGGAAAAAGAAGCUCAAAAUAAAUAAAUUAAUAUCACGUUCAUGAUGGGUUUAGGCUUGUCCCCAUGUGACUUUUUAUAGCUAAAUUGUUUGUAUUAUCAAUAAAACCUGGAUUGUGUCAGUGAUGAUAAACAUUUUUAAUGUAUUUCUCGAAUCUUGGAUUUGUUGUACCUCAAGAAAAUGGGACAAAACCAAUUCAUCCUCAACAAAAAAAUAAUUGCUAUUGCUGAACUAAAAAAUUGUUUUCAACCAUUAAGAGGUAAACAGAUUCUUUAAGUUGAUGUCCUGUUGGUGGGAUGUACACCUUAAACCUAAUUAUCAGUAUAUUCAAUGUUGUAUAGUACUCUGUAAAUACAAAGCUGACUUUUGUAAGAAAAGACAAUUACAAAAAACAACCAAUAUAAUCGUUCUUUUAAAUGUCAUUUUAAAAUUUGUGUUGAUUUUUCUCUGUGAAUAAUUUUAUUGUGAUAAAUUAAAAUAUUAUGCAUUA
Messenger RNA from Gambusia affinis (western mosquitofish), 3638 nucleotides. Its product is annotated as RING finger protein 122-like. The coding region runs from base 626 to 1096 and encodes 156 amino acids. Gene Ontology annotation, molecular function: zinc ion binding. Lineage: Eukaryota; Metazoa; Chordata; Actinopteri; Cyprinodontiformes; Poeciliidae. The record is from RefSeq and is a predicted model, not a curated record. The transcript is spliced from 6 exons.